UAAAGAUAGAUAGGUGGGUUAACCUUUGUUGUUAUUCUUUCUUCUUUAAGUAUGUAAACACGGUUAUGUGAGCUAUUGGCUCACUUCAAUAUAGAAUCCUUCCGUGCCGCAGGAUACAUUCCGAGUAAGGAUUUUCAGGCUGGAACAAUGGAGAUGUGUAGUAGCGUGGUGUUGGGAGGCCUGGUGUUGUUGCUUCUACUGUGGUUGUUCAGGCUGAGGAGACAGAGACAUGUCCAUCUACCCCCAGGACCCUGCGCCCUGCCGCUGCUAGGCAACCUGCAUCAGAUUGACAAACAGGCCCCCUUCAAGACCCUCACCAAGUGGAGUGGUGUGUAUGGGCCAGUGAUGACAGUGUAUCUUGGGCCCCAGCGAGCCGUGGUGCUGGUGGGGUACGAGGCAGUCAAGGAGGCUCUGGUGGACCAGGCUGAGGAUUUCACAGGACGCGCUCCUGUCCCCUUCCUGGUCCUAGUUACCAGGGGAUACGGCCUGGCCAUCAGUAAUGGGGAGCGUUGGCGCCAGCUGCGUCGUUUCACCCUGACCACGCUGAGAGACUUUGGGAUGGGCCGUAAGAGGAUGGAGGAGUGGAUACAGGAGGAGAGCCAACACCUCAUAGACAGUCUAGACGCCACUAAAGCCGUGCCUUUCGAUCCUCAUCCAUUCCUGAGUCGCACCGUGUCCAACGUCAUCUGCUCCCUGGUGUUCGGCCAGCGCUUCGGUUAUGACGAUGACAACUUCCUGCAUUUGCUCAACAUCCUCUCAGCUGUACUGCGCUUUGGAAGCAGCCCCUGCGAACAGCUGUACAACAUCUUCCCCUGGCUGAUGGAACGCCUGCCUGGUCGGCAGCAAGUCGUGUUCGGCCAGAUGGACGAGCUGAGAGGCUUUGUGAUGAAAAAGAUCCACGAGCACCAGGAGACCAUUGACCCAGGCAACCCUAGAGACUUCACAGACUGCUUCCUCACCAGACUCAAGCAGGAGAAGGAUGUGUCCUCCUCUGAGUUCCAUUACGAGAACCUGGUGUCCACAGUGUUGGACCUCUUCCUUGCAGGAACAGAGACCACCAGCACCACUCUCAGAUACGCCUUCAUGCUGCUCCUCAAAUACCCCGACAUUCAGGAGCACGUUCAGCAGGAGAUCGACACAGUGAUUGGCCGACAGCGCGUCCCUCAGAUGGAGGACAGGAAGUCCCUCCCCUUCACAGAAGCCGUCAUCCACGAGGUGCAGCGCUUCCUGGACAUCGUCCCAUUGAACCUCCCGCACUAUGCCACCAAGAAUAUCUCAUUCAGAGGGUACACUAUCCCUCAGGGCACCGUGAUCCUUCCCAUGCUGCACUCUGUUCUGAGAGACCAGAACCACUGGGCCACGCCCACAACCUUCAAUCCCAAUCACUUCCUUGAUCAGAACGGAAACUUCCAGACGAACCCCGCCUUCUUGGCUUUCUCUGCAGGUAAGCGUGCCUGUGUGGGAGAGUCUCUGGCUCGUAUGGAGAUCUUUCUGUUCCUGGUGUCUCUGCUGCAACAUUUCUCCUUCUCCUGCCCUGGAGGACCUGACAGCAUUGACCUCAGCCCAGAGUUCAGCAGUUUCACUAAUGUGCCGCGUCACUAUCAGCUCAUCGCUACCCCCCGCUGACCAGGAGGGGAAUUGCAGCUGAACCACAGGAGGAGCACUCAGGAGUAGCACUCAGGAGGAGGAGGAGUAGAGAUGAGGAAGGGAGGAGGGACAGCACAGGAGGUUGGUUGCCAUGUGUCUGAUGCCAUUCCAUAAGCUUGUUCCAGCCAUUAUUAAUAUGAGCCGUUCUCCCCUCAGCAGCCUCCACUGAGGGACAGGUGUCUGUUUUUUGUUUUGUUUUUCAUGACAAUGUGAUGCUGUGUGAUGUGUGUCCUUUAACAACGAAUGCUUGGAGUUUUUUCUGGUCAGUAUAGGUGGAUCAGGAGAAACUCAGGGUCCUGGGAGUGAGGAGCGGGAAGGAGAUAUGCUGGGUGUACCAGACAGUAAUGUAAUGUACGCUGAGGAUUCAGGCACGUGUAAUUGGAGGCUGUCAGUUAGGGCGUCCAUUUUUCAGGUUGGCUGUCAGUUAGGGGGUCUAGGUACCAGUGUAUCUUUCAUUUUAUCAGUGUCUUUGUGUCUCAGCAACUAAGUCAAUGUGUUUGAGGCAGCACUGCCGCAAAAAAAUAUGGCUCUUAGAUGGCAAUCACCUCACUCUCUACCAACUCACCAGUGGAUACAGUUACUGUUAGAAGUUAUAGCAUCAUUAGACUUAUCGACAGAGAGAUUGAAUGAUCCUAGUCAAUAGUGCUGAGCGAUUAGCGCUUUUUGAGGUCAGUUCGGUUUCGGUUCCAUCAUUUUUUUUUUUAAAUCACGGUAAAAAAAUAACAUUAAAUGCACUAUGCAUUAUGCAGGUUGAAUGCUGUAACACAGAAUAAAACAAUUAAUAAAAGUCCCAUGAUGGUAGUGACUGCCCAUUACUGCUGAUCAUUUAUUAACCAUAAUUUAUUCACAUUACUUUACUUCAAUAAAAUAUUUCAGUUGUUGUGUAUAUUAUAUUUGUUUUAUUUGAUGACUUUAUUAUUUAAUUCCAAUUCACCAACUCAUCUGUACAGAGCUGCUGCCUAUGCUGUCUGACAAAAUCACUAUUUUAGUAGUUCUUCAAAGUAAAUAAGGCAUACUUUUAUGACUGCUGAACACCAACGAUCAAUCACUUAGAUCAUGUAUUUUCAGGUAGAGAUACAGUAUAUGUAUCAAGAUGGCUGGAUGUCCUUUGAGUGGUGGACCAUUCUUGAUACACAGGGGAAACUGUGAGCGUGAAAAACCCAGCAGCUUUGCAGUUCUUGACACAAACUGAUGCGCCGGGCACCUAUUAUCCUACCCCGUUCAAAGGCACUUAAAUAUUUUGUCUUGCCUAGGGCUGUGGCGGUCAUGAAAUUCUGUCAGCUGGUUAUUGUCAUGCAAAAGACCGCCGGUCUCACGGUAGUUGACAGUUCAUUAACAUAAACAAGCUGAUGUGUGCCUUUGGAGCAUCUAAAUGUAAAAAUACUAAUAAAUCAAUCUAUUAUACACCAUCACAAUAAAUCCAUGAUUUAUUUUAGUCAGGUCUAAUGAAACAUUAUGAUCUGAGUAAAAAGUAUUUCAGAAGAACAGAAUAUGAGUUGGUCUACUGUAUGUUAUCUGGCUAUGCUCCAUACCAGACUGUAGGCUUGUUCAUUUAGUAGACAACAUAUGCUUAUAAGUCCCAUGCCAUUAUUUUAUAUAUGAUUUAAUAGUUAGAAGAAUAUAAUUGAACUUAGCUGAAUAACACAGAAAGGAUAUUUUUCCCAUUCUGGAGCAAGUGCGCAUAUGAAGUGGCUAUGUUGAGUGUAAAAGUGAUCAUUUGAAACAGGUCCUAUACACUAGAUUUAGAGUUACUUGGCAACUUUAGUCGGGAACGAUACAAAACUAGAAUGUCUUAGAAAUCAAAACAUAUAUUGGCUGCAUGAUGUGACUAUAGGCUAUUGAUGAUCUGAGAAAGUCAAAAAAAUAAAGCAUGUGCUCCAAUCCUUACCUCAGUCUGCACAGCUGUUCUCUCAUCAAGUCAUCAUAUUUUCACCCAGCAGACUAUUCUCAAUUGAAUCUUGUCUUUACUAAUAUGUCAAAUUAGUUUAGAUUUAGAAUGUCCCAUUAUCAAAUGGGCAGGAACAGGAACAGGGGAAAAAAGACAUGUAAUCCGUAUGCACUCCAAUAGCGAAUGGAGGCCGCGCACUCGCGACGGUCAGUCUUUCAAUGAUGCCGGAAAACCUACUUGUGUUUAUAGCAGAGCUGUGCUUCAUAUGAGCAACUGUGAAAUAAAUAUAACAACACUUACUUCACUCCACACAUCAACUACUGUUUGAGGAGCAUGUAGCCUCCCGCUGUGCUACAGGUGAUAUUCUGCCCAAACUCUGUAUGCCAUGGCCUCUCUAACCCUGUUCCUGCAGCUACUCAGUGCUUACAUUUGGAAACCUAGUGAAAACUCUUCAGGAACAUUGAUAGUAACAUGUUUUUGCAACAAAACACAUUUCACUAAAUUGUUGACAGCCCCUCUGCAUGCUUGAGAAAGGAAAGGAGAGAGAGGAGGAGAUGGAAAGCACGGUGGUGAGAUAUUCUGUAUAGCUAAAGGUAAUGUGUCACCCAUUUAAUUAUGAUUUUUUUUUUAAAUCACUAUUAUUAGGCUAUUCCAAAUCAUACAAAAAUUCACUAUAAUCAAUGAACCAACAGCAUCACUUAGGGCUUAUACGUUCUCUACCAGACUCAUGGAUAGAAAUGUUGGAGUAUAGCAUAAGGUAACCAGUACAUACAGUAUGCAUAAUAAUACAGGCCACACUCAAAGACCAUUACUCAAAUGUGUUUAAUUUUGGAGAAUAGGCUAGCCCAUUUAUAUACCAAAGAUCUUAAAUCAGUUUUGUUUUAUGUUUUUCUGCCAUGUGUAAUAUGCGGUAGUCUGUGUAUUGUAUAACAGCACAAUCAUAAUUUUAAUUCAGUGUUUUCUUCAGGCUUGGGGUCAUAAACCUCAGAUUCAGUGUCACGUCCUGACCAUAGUGAGUGUUAUUUUCUAUGGUAGAUUAGGUCAGGGCGUGACAGGGGGUGUUUGUCUGGUUUUUGUAUGUCUAUGUUUUGGUUCUAGGUUUGUAUUUCUAUGUUGGUGUUAUUUGGCAUGACCUCCAAUUAGAGGCAGCAGGUUGUCGUUGUCUCUAAUUGGAGGUCCUAUUUAAGUUUAGGUUUGUCCCACAGGUGUUUGUGGGUGAUUGUUCUUCGUGAGGUUUAUGUUCCUCCAGCGUCACGGUUUGUUGUUUUGUAUUUACUUAAAGUGUUAAUUGUUGCAUUCGGUUUCACUGAUUUAAAUAAAACAUGUGGAACUACGAAAAA
Salmo salar (Atlantic salmon) is the source of this 4875-nucleotide messenger RNA. RefSeq names its product cytochrome P450 2F3. Gene Ontology annotation, cellular component: cytoplasm; intracellular membrane-bounded organelle. Gene Ontology annotation, biological process: xenobiotic metabolic process. NCBI's taxonomy places the organism in Eukaryota, Metazoa, Chordata, Actinopteri, Salmoniformes, Salmonidae. Gene Ontology annotation, molecular function: iron ion binding; heme binding; oxidoreductase activity, acting on paired donors, with incorporation or reduction of molecular oxygen, reduced flavin or flavoprotein as one donor, and incorporation of one atom of oxygen. The record is from RefSeq and is a predicted model, not a curated record.